This is a messenger RNA of Branchiostoma floridae (Florida lancelet), 663 nucleotides long. RefSeq names its product fibropellin-1-like. The record is from RefSeq and is a predicted model, not a curated record. The transcript is spliced from 6 exons. Bases 1 to 663 code for a protein of 220 amino acids. NCBI's taxonomy places the organism in Eukaryota, Metazoa, Chordata, Leptocardii, Amphioxiformes, Branchiostomatidae. Gene Ontology annotation, cellular component: plasma membrane; protein-containing complex. Gene Ontology annotation, molecular function: calcium ion binding. Gene Ontology annotation, biological process: establishment or maintenance of epithelial cell apical/basal polarity; heterophilic cell-cell adhesion.
AUGAAGCUCUUCGGUCCAGAGUCCUUGCGAAUUCCUGCCCCGUGGCACUGCCCUGCCCAGAAGGAGCUGGUUGCCCCGAAAAGCCAGGAGCGGAGUCCUCUGCAGUUGUCCACUGCCCAGCCUCCCUCCCACUGUGACCUGUGUGUUCUCCUGAACAGCUCCAACAGCUUCCAGGCGGAGCCGGCGUCAUGCACGGAACAGCACAACUACGUCUGCCAGUCGGAUAUCAAAUCUUGUGAGCCGAACGUGUGUCAGAACGGCGGAAACUGCACCUCCUGUUUCGGCGGCUCCAGCACCUUCUGCGACUGUCCUGAUGGGUUCGAUGGAAAGUUUUGUGAAAUGAACAUUGACGAGUGUGCCUCCAAUCCGUGUCAAAACGGAGGAACCUGCCACGAUGACGUCAACUCUUACCGAUGCAGCUGCCUGCCUGGUUACACCGGUGACAACUGUGAAUCAGACAUAGACUUGUGCGCUCUUGUGACCUGCCCGUUUGACUGGACCUGCCAGGAUCUCGGCACUCACACCACUUGCGCAAUUAUGCAAACCACGUGGGCCGGGAGCACCAGGAUGAUGGAACCCUACCAGUGCAGCAGCGCCUCCUGUCCGGAAGGACUGUACUGCAAGGAGGAGGGUCCGGCAUCUUUCUCCUGCAGAGCCGGGUAA